Molecule: messenger RNA, 1152 nt
Organism: Cloeon dipterum
Lineage: Eukaryota; Metazoa; Arthropoda; Insecta; Ephemeroptera; Baetidae
Product: 3'-5' exoribonuclease 1-like
Exons: 6
Coding region: 117-992 (291 amino acids)
Biological process (GO): exonucleolytic trimming to generate mature 3'-end of 5.8S rRNA from tricistronic rRNA transcript (SSU-rRNA, 5.8S rRNA, LSU-rRNA)
Molecular function (GO): 3'-5'-RNA exonuclease activity; nucleic acid binding
Source: RefSeq, a predicted model, not a curated record
CAACGACUAAUGUCAAUAUUUUUGUUGUGAAAACAUGCUCAUGAAUUUUUGCUUGUGAGAAAGAGUGUUUAGAUGGAUUUUCAACGCCUGAUUCAUUUUUGAUUCGACUUUUAACAAUGGCUACCUGUAUCGAAGAACCAGCUUUAAACGGGGGCACACAAAAUGCCAACUUCAAAGGUGAUCCCUUUGCAAGUCGAAUGGACCAUAAAAAGGUAGCCAGAAUCAACCACGACAUCAACAAUUUAAAUCUGCAAGAGGUAAAGCUGCGACUCCAACAUCGAGGGAGUGAUGCCCAAGGGUCUGUGGAGGUUUUGCGAAAGAGGCUGAAAAAUCUGAUGGUGCCAAUCAACAAACUAGACAAUCGAAGCCAGAUGCAGUACUACGUCGUCAUCGACUUCGAAGCCACUUGUGAGGAAGAGAAAAACAACAACUACCCGCACGAGAUAAUCGAAUUUCCAGCUUUGUUAAUUGACACAAAGAAGAGAGAAAUUGUGGAUCAGUUCCACAUGUACUGCAAGCCUGAAGUAAAUCCUACGCUUUCGGAAUUUUGUACAAAACUAACGGGUAUUAGUCAGGAGCAUGUCGACUCGGCCGAACCGUUUGGUGUGGUGGUAUCCAAAUUUCACGAUUGGCUUUUAAGUCACAAACUAGUCGGAAACAAAAGAAAGACCAAUUUCGCUUUUGUGACAGAUGGACCAAGUGACUUUUCGAAAUUCUUCAUAGGAAAUUGCAAGUUGGCAAAUGUUCAUUUACCGCCUUAUUGCCGCAAGUACAUAAACAUUCAGAGGGCCUUUAUGGCCCACUACAGGUGCAAGAAGCCCUCUCUGAAUGGAAUGCUGGAGCACCUGGCGUUGAAGUUUGAGGGUCGUCCGCACGCUGGAAUCGACGAUGCUAAAAACAUAGCCAGAAUCCUGUUGGUGCUAAUCAGUGAGCAGGCUGUUCUCUUACCAAAUGAACGAUACAGUGCUUCUGGAAACGUUUAUCACAUUUGAGUCUGACAAUGAGUUUUACUUGUGUUAUUAUAAUGUUUCUGUGAGAAAUCUAAUCUUGUGACGUAUGAUUAACAUAUUACUAAGUAAGUGCGGAGCAAUAAAGAAUGCUACAAGCGACGUGAUGAUCAACAUCAUCCAUUCUCUUUUGCAUUUAUAAAUA